Momordica charantia (bitter melon) is the source of this 626-nucleotide messenger RNA. RefSeq names its product large ribosomal subunit protein P2. Gene Ontology annotation, cellular component: cytosolic large ribosomal subunit; ribosome. The record is from RefSeq and is a predicted model, not a curated record. Gene Ontology annotation, molecular function: structural constituent of ribosome. Gene Ontology annotation, biological process: translation; cytoplasmic translational elongation. NCBI's taxonomy places the organism in Eukaryota, Viridiplantae, Streptophyta, Magnoliopsida, Cucurbitales, Cucurbitaceae.
CAUUUGGUUUACAAUCUUUGACCGACGGCUCCGAUCUCUCUCCCUCUUGGUUGCAACUGCUGUUUCAAGCUUCUCAAAGAUGAAGGUUGUCGCUGCGUAUUUGUUGGCCGUACUGGGUGGCAACACCAGCCCCGGAGCUGAUGAUGUGAAGAACAUUCUUAAUUCAGUUGGGGUUGAGGUCGAUGAGGACAGGAUUGAGUCGCUAUUAUCCCAAGUGAAAGGAAAGGAUAUCACGGAGCUGAUAGCUUCGGGACGGGAGAAGUUGGCAUCAGUGCCAUCUGGCGGCGGUGCAGUUGCCGUCGCUGCCCCUGCCGGUGGUGCAGCUGGUGGUGGUGCAGCACCAGCCGCCGCCGAGGAGAAGAAAGAGGAGAAGGUCGAGGAGAAAGAAGAUUCCGACGAUGAUCUGGGUUUCAGCCUCUUCGACUGAGCAACUCAUUUAAGUAUCGUCAUCAGUUAGUUUUUUUAGUUCAAUUUCGUUCAAGUUUCCGGCUGUGGUAGCUUGGUAGGUGUUUUUCUUUUUGACUUUCUUGGAACUCAAAAUUUUGAUAGAUGAAAUUGCAAUUUUCAAUUUCAACAUUUUCAGUGAUUAAUUUAAGUCGCCGUGAUCUAUGAUUCCCAAUGUUUCU